CCGCAGUAGCGUGGAGGAGGCCGCCAAUUCCGUUUCAAAGCAUCUCUGAGCCUGCGGAGUAGACAGCAUGAGCAAAGCUCACCCUCCCGAGCUGAAAAAAUUUAUGGACAAGAAGUUAUCAUUGAAAUUAAAUGGUGGCAGACAUGUCCAAGGAAUAUUGCGGGGAUUUGACCCCUUUAUGACUCUUGUGAUAGACGAAAGUGUGGAGAUGGCAACUAGUGGGCAACAGAACAAUAUUGGAAUGGUGGUAAUACGAGGAAAUAGUAUCAUCAUGUUAGAAGCCUUGGAACGAGUAUAAAUAAUGACUAUUCAGCACAGAAAUCCAUGUCCCAUUUCCAGAGGGCCUGUUUGACUAU
Molecule: messenger RNA, 356 nt
Organism: Sciurus carolinensis (gray squirrel)
Lineage: Eukaryota; Metazoa; Chordata; Mammalia; Rodentia; Sciuridae
Product: small nuclear ribonucleoprotein G-like
Exons: 2
Coding region: 68-298 (76 amino acids)
Biological process (GO): spliceosomal snRNP assembly; mRNA splicing, via spliceosome
Cellular component (GO): precatalytic spliceosome; U2-type prespliceosome; U5 snRNP
Molecular function (GO): RNA binding
Source: RefSeq, a predicted model, not a curated record